AUGCUAUCUAAGAUAUUUGGCAGCGGUUGGCGUGUUAUCGCGACCUUGAACACUAUCGUUGUCUUUAUUUUCACCAUUUUCGGCACUGUCCUUAUUUAUCGUGGCGUCUCUGUAUCCGGCGGUAUCGAUAGAAACUUCGUCUUCUUCCAUGGAAAAUGUGGCAAGGCAAAGUCAGUCAAUACGUGGCUGCAUCUCUUACUCAACGCCUGCUCCACGGGCGUACUAGCCUCCUCCAACUUUUUCAUGCAGGUCCUCAGUUCUCCGACAAGGUCCGAAAUUGAUAAAGCACAUGGAGCAAAUCGGGCCCUCAAAAUUGGUGUCCAGUCACUACGAAACGUCUUCUGGACUUCAAAGAUCAAGUUCGUAUACUGGAUCCUUUUCUUUGUCAGCUCUUUUCCUCUUCAUCUUUUCUUUAACUCUGCUAUCUUUGCAACCGAGAACUUGGGGACUGACUGGCAUCUCACUAUAUCGUCCGAGGCUUUCGUCAAUGGUGCGCAGUACUUCGGGUCCGGGGCAGCACUAUGGCCUCCCAGAGGUGAGACUGACUGGGAAGGAUAUGGGUUGCCUCGAAACGUGAGCGAAUACUUUGACCCGUCUAGUAAUGCAUCGAAGAAGAUAGAGGCUGCAUCUCAAUAUGCCAGGUCCUGGAAGAAGCUCAAGACCAGAGAUUGCAUCUGGCAGUACGUCUACUGUAACCCGCGCGUUACCUUUGCCAAUGUGGUGAUGGUUGUUGAGUCUCAGAACAAGACUUCUGUUGAGUCUCAGAACAAGACUUCCAUAUUGGAGGAUGGGGAGGGAUGGAACCGAACCACACUUUUCAAGCCAUUCAACUCUACCACUGAUAAGUCUUUUUGGGAUAUGCAUGUCCCUGCUAAUGAGAGCAACUCCCUUUGGUUUGCUGCUGAUUGCAAAACCAGUGUCAGCUCCGAUCAGAGACCGAUUGGUAAAUGUAGCCAAACGUGUGGUCGAGCGGUCGGAUUCUGGAAGAAUGAGUCUAUGUCGACACGGCUUGGAAGUCUACCAUCGGAUUACACAUUUGAGUUUUCCCCCUACGCUUCGUCCUACAUGGCCGACGAAGCUGCAACAAAUCUGACUCUCAAAUACUGCUUGGUCGACGAACUAUCUCAAAAGUGCAAAGUCGCCAUCUCUAAUCAACUCCUCAUCAUCGUUGUUGCCUCAAUUGCCGUCAAGGGAGUCCUUUGUCUCGCGGUUCUAUUCACGUUACCGAAAGAACAGCCUCUGGUUGUGUUGGGCGAUGCUAUCCAAUCAUUUAUCCGUUCUCCAGACCAAAGCACAAUUGGGCGGUGCCUCAUGGACAGGGACCUUGAAGAGGACAUGGGCGCUGGUUGCGCAUUUGCAAUGACCGCUGCACCAACGCGUCAAAGCUGGUUGUCAGCCAUCGAUCGACAGACCUGGGCCCGAAGCUACGGAAUGUUGUCUAUGGAUAUUAUUCUCCUCGCCGGGGGGUUCAUCGCAGCAAACCUAAGGACCCCUCUGGCCGGACAAAGCUUGCUCCAAAGCAUGAGCAACGGAAUACUGUCGAUCUCUCCGGCGUCAGCAGUCAAUUUUAUCGACUGUGUUUUGAGAGCUAACCUGCCACAACUUCUUCUUUCCAUCACUUACUUCAUAUACAAUAACAUCUACACUCACCUGUGCGCUGAAAAAGAGUGGAACUCGUAUGGAGGAGGUUUUCGCCCUCUUCGGGUAUCCCAGCCCAAAGGCCAACAGCGGACGGCAUACCGAUUACAGCUACCAUAUCGAUACAGUGUUCCCUUGAUCAUUGUUAGCAUCUUCACGCACUGGCUGGUGUCAAAUGCUUUCUAUAUCUUUGUAGCGGAAGGAGAUUACUACGAGUGGAGCCAGCAAAUUGAUGAACCUGAACAGCGUAGAAAAGGUGUCUCGGAGACUGGUUUGAGUAUAGAUGCUUAUGUUGGUAUCGGUUACUCAACUCUUACGAUCCUCAUACUCUUUAUUACGAUGAUCGUCCUGCCCAUUAUUCCCACCCUAGUGGGGCAAAGAAAGGUCAAGACUGCGAUGCCUCUAGCAGGAGCUAGCUCUGUUGUUAUAUCCGCAGCAUGUCACGUUCCAGUUCUAGAAGAAAACAGUGGCACUCAUCCUGGCAGUGGUGUGCAAAAGAGCUUACGGCUCAAGUCAAGACUGGUAGAGGAUGAUGGGGACUCAGCCUAUGAGAUGAUCAAUUUGCGAGGUUCGACUGACGAUCUUGAACCUCUUAUUUCAAUAAACAAUGCUGGAGCAGGAAAUGUGACAGAGGAGGUAUCUCACGGGGCCAGGUCUGAGGAAGUCCCAAUUCUAGAAGCCCAAGAUUACCUGCGCGAGGUCGCACGGAACCCAGUCCGGUGGGGAGCCGUCAAGGUACCACCCUCUUGGGCUGGGCCCUCUGCCGAGCUCAGCGACAGGAGCAUUGCAGUUGGUCACCUGAGUUUCGGAACUGAACUUCAUAAUGUUCAGGAGCCGGUCGCGGGACAAUGGUAUGCCUAA
This is a messenger RNA of Fusarium coffeatum, 2499 nucleotides long. RefSeq lists its product as uncharacterized. The coding region runs from base 1 to 2499 and encodes 832 amino acids. NCBI's taxonomy places the organism in Eukaryota, Fungi, Ascomycota, Sordariomycetes, Hypocreales, Nectriaceae. The transcript is spliced from 2 exons. The record is from RefSeq and is a predicted model, not a curated record.